AUGUAUCAAUCAAACAGUUUAGUUUAUGUACAAUGUAAUCGGAAUGCAUUUUUUGAUUUAAAUGAUUAUAUUCCAAAUCCGGAAAUAUGUUCAUGCGCAAAUGAAAAUCGUACAAAUUGUCGUAAUUAUUAUUGUGUUAAUUGGACAAGAGGUGUUGAAUGUUCACCUGCAUGUCCAAUGGGUAUUGAUUGUUCAAAUCGACCAAUACAAAUGAUUAGUAAUGAAGAUAAUUUAGAAAUUUUUAUAACUAAACAUUGUAAUUUUGGUGUAAAAACUAAUAUUUCAUUUGAUAGAGAUACAUUUAUUGCCGAAUAUAAAGGUGUUAUUCGUUCAAAUAAUGAUCCAUUAUUAUCGGAAAAUUAUUCAAUGGAUCUUGGUCGUACAACAGCAAUCGAUGCAUCAUUAUGGUGUAAUAAAAUAAGAUUUUUAAAUCAUUCUUGUUUACCGAAUGCAAAAUCAUAUUUAUUUGCUGUUGAUGGUCAUUGGAGAUUGGCAAUAUUUUCAAUGCGAAAUAUUUCGGUUGGUGAAGAAUUGACUAUUGAUUAUGGUCCGAAUUUUGAAGAAAAUCAAGAAAUUUGUUUCUGUCAAUCACCAAAUUGUGCAGGUAUUAUUGGUGGUAAUAAGAAUUUUGAAUUUGAAAUGGAAGAUUGGCAAUAUCCAUUAAGUGAAAAAGCAUAUAAUUUACAAAAAAUUUUUAAUGAAAAUUAUGCUGAUAAUAUUCCAAUUUAUUGAAUCAAUACAUCAAAACAUCAAAACAUCAAAACAUCAAAAA
This is a messenger RNA of Dermatophagoides pteronyssinus (European house dust mite), 772 nucleotides long. RefSeq lists its product as uncharacterized. Gene Ontology annotation, molecular function: protein binding. The record is from RefSeq and is a predicted model, not a curated record. Lineage: Eukaryota; Metazoa; Arthropoda; Arachnida; Sarcoptiformes; Pyroglyphidae.